CUCUCGAUUUCUCUGAAAGGCAUUCUCUUUGUCGUGGUAUUUCUCUCUCGUAGUCACAGGGGAAACCGGUGUUGUCGCCGUUCAUCCUGAGUUAUCACUCGUUGUAGAGUCCUUCUUUUGCUCGUGGACGCAAAACUUGUGCCCCUCGUCGCUGUCCUGAAGCGUAAAAGCGUACUCGAAGGCAGCUUCAUGCAUUUAUUAUGACUUGCGCACCCAUGCUUUUUGUUCGGAAGCCCUGUGGUCCGCAUCCAUUGUGCAGUAACCCCGGUCUUUAAACUAGAGUGGCAAACCGCCGUCUGAGAUUUGUACUUCUGUGUUUCACUGUGUGACACUCUUCACACGUGCUGCGUUUCGCUGCAUGCCUUUGAACGGAUUUCAAGCCGAGCGUCGAACCACCAACGGCAAAACCGCUUGUCGUGCAGAGGUGGACAGUCAGGUGCCAACAGGUGGGAGGAGUGGGGGUGCCCGAGCACAUAGUUCCUUGUGCCUUCAGAGUCUUGAUCCAGAAUGGACCCGACGCUGCUCCUCCAGGAGCCACUGGAUAUCGUAAGGGUCAGCCUGGACGAGAGAGUCACUAUCAAGUGCAGAGGAGACCGAGAGGUAGUGGGCAAGCUGCACGCGUACGAUAUGCACUUGAACAUGGUACUGGGGGAUGUCGAAGAAGUCGCCACAACGGUCACGAGUGACCCGCUCACCGGUGACGAACAGACUAAGAAAACCACUCGGCGACUCCCACUAAUUUUCCUACGCGGAGAUGCGAUCAUCCUUGUAGCGCCAGUGAACCGUAACAAAUCGUGAAGGCAGCGUUGCAGCAGUGAAGCACACCCCGCUGCAGAUUCCAUUGGGUCGAGCAACGGCGUGCAAUAGCAGAUGAUUUUCGCACAACUUACAACGGGUGCAAGGGAACAUAUUGGCAAGAGAAGGCGAGACAUGCUCGGGUCUAGCUCGCUAUGAGUCAAACAGUGUGCGAGUUUAUGAGGGACAGCUGCUCCUGUGCUUCUGACGAUGGGGAGGCGCCACAUGUGCAUAUUGGCCGUUGUCAGUUUCCUGAUAAUUAGUCUUCCGUGAUCUUCUCUCCUCGACGGCUUCCGUGAUCCUAUGUACUUGUUGCAAGUCAAUGAUGUAGCUGUUAUUGCGGUGUUCAGCGGCGGCUUUGAUUGUGCGUUGUGCAAGUUAACUUAAGUGACCCGCCGUGGAUCUACCGACUGCUUCUCAUAAGAAUCCUUCACAUGAUUUGGAGUAUCUAUGAUCUGUAAACAGGAACAACUACCAGGGGGCCGUUAGUAGAUAGUCAGCUUAUGGGUCUUUCGACAGUAUCGAAAAGCGUCUUUGAGGCUUGCAGUAUAUGCUUCCGGGGCUCUUAUUCCAUUGUGCGUCUAGCAAUCUUAGAAUGCGAUAGGGAGUGUCUUUACGCGUCGAUCGUGCAUGCUUCACUUUUCACGGCUGCUUAGAGCUCAUCCGAGAAGAGUUUCUUAUUAAUAGUUUCCUUUAGUGCUGAGCUCCACAAGAAGUGCCUUGCCAUACAUAUGAUUGAGCCCUGAGUCAUGCGUGAGCCGCUGGUGCGUAUGUGACAGAGAAUUAAGGAGACUGUGUGCUGCCACUCAGAAGCGGUUGCUCCGCAUAGGCCGCCGGUGGUGGGUGAAGUGGUCUACGACACCCAGCAGCAGUGUUUUCCUGGAAGUCAGCCUCAAGGUUCCGUCUUUUGCGUCUGUCUUGGGUAAUCAGUUGCUGUGCUGGCCACGAUCCUUCAAGUGCUGAAAGGUCGUUCAGUGAGGAAGUCUCCCUAUCAUUCUUGGUACCAGAGCAACUGGUACUUUUUUUAGGAUAGGAUAGUUGGACUGACAAGAUAGGGGGGCUGCGGCAUAGAGCACGAGGAAGACGACCUAGUGAAGUAGAAUCACUUGGUAGCGGUGAUUACAGAAAACCAAUGCGACGCAGCACCUUACAAUUACAGCAACUAAUUCCAGAAGGGAAUUCUGCAGUGUCUUUCAUCACCUAGUGAAUAUAAUGGUCUCCGACUAGGAGAUUCGUGGUAAUGGUUUCCAUGGAGAAAUUAUCUUGUUAGAACAAAAGCGUGCAGAAAUAUUUCUGUGGUCGCUUGUUGUUCUUGGCACCCUUGGAAGAGGGAAUAUUCUUCGAAGCAUAUCAGCGGCAGCCAGAUGCCAACUGCGUGCAUUGCGUUGCUGAGAGUGCCACGCACCGUACAUAACAUUUCUUGCGUUUCGCCGAUUGUGGCCUGUCAGCCCAAAUUAUAUUUAAAACCCGUCUUUUAUUCUGCUGUUCAAACGCUGUCUGUAUGAUAGUAGUGAAGUGAUUCUAGUGUAGUACUACUAACACGUUAGCCAGCCCCACCUGUGUGUUGAUGUCUGAUCAUGUACUUACAACGCAAGCCUAACCAACUCCGAUAGUGUACAAUGGAGCUUUGCUCUGACAAAUUUCACAGGUCCUUGGCGAUUAAGUAACUGCUUCGAUAAGGUAGAGAUAUUCCAUCAAGGGAGGGUCUCGUCUAUCCAGACGAAUGUUCGAGUUGACAAGUCAUGGUAUACGUUCAUAUUAUUUAUCCCGGAGAACCAGUUACAUUUCUGCGCCUGGUCGCAGGACAUCCGCUUCGACACGUUCCUCAGUCGUCUAUACAUCCCAGAACAACAUAAACGGGACCUCGCUGAACUCAGUGAUGAUCGGACACUACAUGAAACCUGAAAUAACGGCAGUCUCUCCACUGAAAGUACUUGCCUGUGUUGGUGAAGGAUUUUACGUUGUCUGCGCGGUUUAGGGUUUAUUUACGGUUUUGGGUGUCAAAAUUGAAAGGGUUUUUGGUCUAGUGUUGUGGCGUCCGCAAACGUGGGGCAUCGGAGACUCCCUUGAAGAUGUUGCUGGCCUCACGACUCUGGCAUAUCGUAAGGCCUCUGUUUGACAACGUGUAUAGCCUGUAUACAUGCCAAGUGCUUUUACGAAGGAACACGCUACGCCCUGUACUCGACCUUUCGUGUUCGUAGAGUACAGAAGAAGCGAGCAUGAAUUGUGUCAAGAAUAUGCUAUGAGUGUCCGCUUAUUUGGAUGCCCAGUGGCGGUUCUGCGAGGUCCACUAAGAAAUCCUGACUUACUCUGGUAGGCAGUGUGGGUGACGAUUAUAACGGUUGUGCGUUUUCGGCACAUUGGGAUGGUGAAGGGUCGAAUGUGAUAUCGUGAUGUGGGGGCUGUGCGGUUUUGCGAAUGAUUCUCGUCUCUGGCCUUGUCUCUGUUGACGAUGUUUCAGUCGGAGGGUACGUUCAACAGCAGUGAUAUGAUAGACAUGUACGAGUGUGCAGGAAACGGUUCUUACAGCGAUUGAUGGGGGGGAGGGGCGUUUCUUGUUGUAGGGACUGUGGGCGGUCGCUAGAAGCGACUACCCGAGGACACAUUUAAAGGAUAACCACCUUGUUGACUACUGUUUGCAUCGGCUCGAGAGGCGUGUGGAAGCUUGGCAUAUUAAGGGAGGUAAGUGCGGCCAUCGUGACUCCAUGUUUACUGAAUUGGCAUCUACUCGCCGGCUGUAAACGCGAGUGACGUUUUGAACAUCGAUGCGGUACCUCCUUUGUCUUUAGUACGAAUUGCCCUCCUCUUUCCCACACCGGGGCACUGCGACGCUUUGAGUUUCUGUUUUCGGGCAUUUCCCAAGUCUCGCUCACGUGAGCAGAGAGGAUGAUUGCCAUCAGCAAGCGAUACAAGAUACUACAUGUGGUGGAGAUAAUGAAGCUAUCCAAUUAGGGAGUACCCAUAGAAAACGUCGACGGCUUUAUUUGGUGGGACGAAGCUCAAUCAUGGCCAACAUGAUCUACAACAGCAAAACGCCCGUUUGUUGUGAUUGGUUCAGCCAUAAAAAAGCGGAAAUACAAGUGCCAACGUCAUGCAUGUCUACUGUGAAGGGAAAGUUGCGAUAAGAGCAGGCAAACCGUGUUCGAUGAGAAUUACUGCGUGAAUCAUCCUUGCACUUGAGAUAUCCACGUUGCUUCUGGAACUCUAUCUCUCGUAAGUGUCGAUCGAACAUUCUUUAGAAACGGGUAUCGCUUUGCGAGCUCCUCGGAACAAACCCCGUCUAUGUCUCACUAAGUUUGGCCGCAAUGAAAGAACGGGAUUUGAGACAUCAUGUUUACGUGAAGAGGAGCGACGUUAGACCUAUGAAGGCCGCCGUUGCGGCCGAUUGUGCAGAUGACGUCCUU
This is a messenger RNA of Toxoplasma gondii ME49, 4199 nucleotides long. RefSeq names its product LSM3, U6 small nuclear RNA associated isoform 2 family protein. The transcript has 4 exons. Gene Ontology annotation, molecular function: RNA binding. The record is from RefSeq and is a predicted model, not a curated record. NCBI's taxonomy places the organism in Eukaryota, Apicomplexa, Conoidasida, Eucoccidiorida, Sarcocystidae. Gene Ontology annotation, cellular component: catalytic step 2 spliceosome; U4/U6 x U5 tri-snRNP complex; Lsm1-7-Pat1 complex. The coding region runs from base 508 to 798 and encodes 96 amino acids. Gene Ontology annotation, biological process: P-body assembly; mRNA splicing, via spliceosome.